AUUAUAGAUAGACGUGUCAUAUGUCAGAUAUGUAUUUUGUUUGUAAUAUUUUGUUUAAUAAUAAUUUAUAAAUAUAAUAGAAAUAUAUUUUUGAAAUGUUAGCAUCCGCGUCACAAAAUAUGUCUAAUACGAAUUCUUAUUCAAACGAUAGAGGACUGGGUUUUGAAAAUGAAUAUUCCAGUGAUCUUGCAUCUGGGGGUUUCUUCCACACGGAUUUUAAAAAGCAUGAUGACCUUAAAGAAAUGUUGGACUCCAAUAAAGAUAGUUUGAAACUUGAAGCAAUGAAGCGAAUAAUUGGGAUGGUAGCAAAAGGUCGUGAUGCUUCUGUUCUAUUCCCAGCUGUCGUAAAAAACGUUGUCUCUAAAAAUAUAGAAGUGAAGAAAUUAGUAUAUGUAUAUCUAGAGAGAUAUGCCGAAGAGCAACAAGACUUGGCCUUAUUGUCUAUAUCAACAUUUCAAAGAGCUUUAAAAGAACCAAAUCAAUUAAUUAGGGCUGGUGCAUUAAGAGUUUUAUCUAGUAUAAGAGUUAAAAUGAUAUCACCAAUUGUGAUGCUGGUUAUACAAGUUGCUUCCUCAGAUAUGUCAUCUUAUGUAAGGAAAACUGCUGCUCAUGCUAUACCAAAACUGUACAGUUUAGAUCCAGAGCUUAAAUCGGAAUUAGUAAUCAUAAUUCAAAAAUUACUGGCAGAUAAGACUGUUUUAGUAAUUGGUUCAGCAGUAAUGGCCUUUACAGAAGUAUGUCCAGAACGGGUAGAUCUCAUUCAUGAAGUGUAUAGGAAACUAUGUGCCUUGAUAGUAGAUGUAGAUGAAUGGGGUCAAGUUACAAUAGUCAAUAUGUUAAUGAGAUAUGCUAGGUCUCAAUUUGCUGAUCCAAACCUUAAUGAGAUAGGUGAUGAAACAGACCGUCCUUUCUAUGACUCAAAUUCAGAUAUAUCUGAAAAGACAGCACCAACUUUAGACCCUGAUCACCGUUUGUUAUUAAGAUCAACCAGGCCACUGUUGCAAUCAAGAAAUGCUGCUGUAGUAAUGUCUGUAGCCCAAUUAUAUUACCAUGCUGCCCCAAAAAGUGAAUUUCAUUUAGCUGCCAAAGCUCUUGUAAGGUUACUAAGGUCUCAUGUGGAAGUCCAAAGCAUUGUGCUGAAUGCUAUUGCCUCUAUAAGUGCAAAAAACAAGGGGACAUUUGGAACUUACUUAAAAAGUUUUUUUGUCAGGACAUCCGAUCCCACAAAUGUUAAACUUUUAAAAUUAGAAAUAUUAACCAACUUAACAACAGAUGCAAAUGUUUUGAUAAUAUUAAGGGAACUGCAGACGUACAUUUCAAAUAAUGACAAACAUUUUGUUGCGGCAACUAUACAAGCUAUUGGAAGAUGUGCCUGUUCUAUUUCUGAGAUUACUGAUACGUGCCUUAAUGGGUUAGUGUCUCUGUUGUCAAAUAGAGAUGAGGCAGUUGUUGCAGAAAGUGUAGUAGUUAUUAAGAGACUUUUACAAAAUCAAGCUGCAGAUCCCAAAGAAAUUAUAACACAUAUGGCGAGACUUCUUGACAGUAUUACUGUGGCCCAAGCUAGGGCUGCUAUUUUAUGGCUUUUAGGUGAACAUUCUCAAAAAGUACCUAAAAUUGCUCCUGAUGUCUUAAGAAAGCUAGCCAAAACAUUUUCUGAUGAGCAUGAUAUUGUAAAAUUACAAGUUAUGAAUCUGGCAGUAAAAUUGUAUAUAACAAAUCCUGAUCAAACAUCACUUUUAUGUCAAUAUAUUUUUAACUUGGCGCGAUAUGAUCAAAACUAUGAUAUAAGAGACAAGGCUAGGUUACUUAAACAUUUUAUUUCUGGACAAAAUGGUAAACUGGCAAGCCAAGCAUCAAGAAUAUUUCUAUCUAGUAAACCAGCACCAAUAUUACAAUCUCAAUUUCAAGAUAAAGAGGAUUUACAACUGGGCUCACUUUCUCAUUAUAUAAGACAAAGGGCGACAGGUUAUGAACCACUGCCCGAUUUUCCUCAAGUACCACCUUCUGGAGAAGUUAGAAACGUGGAGCCAAUUAUCAGGGAAGAGAGCUCUAAGCAUUACAAAAAUAUGGAAAAGAAAGGCAAAGAAGUAUUUCUAUGGGAAUCAGCGUCUGAGGCAAGUUCAGCUAGUGAAAACGAAAGUUCAAGUUCUAGUGAGUCUUCAAAUGAAGAUGAUUCAGGAACAGAGCAAACUAGCAAUGAUGAAAGCUCUGGGGAAGAAAAUUCAGAGAAGAAAACUGCAAAUUCAGAUUCCUCUUCUUCAAGUGAGGAUUCAGACUCAUCUAGUGAAGAGUCUAGUGAUAAUGAGGAAUCUGUUGAAAAUUCCCCUCCUUCAAAUCAUGUCUUUAAUUUAAAUAAUACUGAGAAAACCCCAGAUAAGACAGAUGUAGUAGAUAGGAAAAAAACAAAUUUGGAUUUACUGUUAGAUUUCUCUGAAGGAGAUAUGUCAGUACCAGUGUUAACACCUUCAUUAGGAGGUUUUUACACUCCUGCGACACCAGUAGAACCUUUAACAGUGCUUCAAGUUGUUCAGCCUACAUAUACCAAUACAAAACCAAAGGAAUUGCUAAAUAAAAUAAAUGGUAGAGGCCUUUCAGCUACUUAUCGCUUUACAAGGAAUCCUCAUUUAUAUUCUCCAAGUAUGACUAACAUAAAUAUCACAUUUACUAAUAAUACCAGUGAAGAGGUGUCUGAUAUAAGAUUGGGGAAAAAGAAUUUAGCUGUAGGAAUGAGUAUGCAUGACUUUGCUUGCAUUCCUAAUUUAUCUCCAAAUUGUACACUCCCUGCUACAUUAGGGAUUGACUUCAAUGAUACUACUCAGCCUGCAAAUUUUGAAAUUGUGUCUUCCUUAGGUAACUUCUCAGUUUGCAUUAAACCAAAUGUAGGCGAGCUUCUUAGACCAGUUAAAAUGCCAACUAGUUUAUUUAUGGAGAAACAAUCAAAACUUUGUGGCAUGAAUGAACAUACUGCUUUAUUACCUGACUGUAAAAAUAUUAUUGAACAAAUUAGUGAACUUGCCAAUUUAGGACCCUGUGAUAAUACGGUACAGGAGUAUUACAGGUUUGCAGGGCAGACACUGGCCUCAUCAAGCCUGACUAUGGUAACAAUACACAAAGCAGAAAAAACGACAUUAACAGUUAACUGUGAAAACAUUGUUUUUGGAUCUGUAAUGCUCAAUGAAUUGUUACAAAACUUAAAGUCAUAGAGACUCUUUCAAAUUAUUUGUGUUAAUGUUACUUUGUUCAGAAUGUAUGUUUUUCCAAGUAAAAUUUUACCACCACAUUCCUUAAACUUGAAAAUUUUGACAUAUAUGCUUAUAAAUAUCUAAAUAAGUUGUAUUUAUUUUUGAGAUAAUUUAAAGUAAAUAAAUUUUGCUUAAUA
Messenger RNA from Sitophilus oryzae (rice weevil), 3379 nucleotides. It is a transcript of the gene rb, whose product is annotated as AP-3 complex subunit beta-2. Gene Ontology annotation, biological process: intracellular protein transport; vesicle-mediated transport. Bases 96 to 3203 code for a protein of 1035 amino acids. NCBI's taxonomy places the organism in Eukaryota, Metazoa, Arthropoda, Insecta, Coleoptera, Curculionidae. The transcript is spliced from 14 exons. Gene Ontology annotation, cellular component: AP-3 adaptor complex; membrane coat. The record is from RefSeq and is a predicted model, not a curated record.